This is a messenger RNA of Dothidotthia symphoricarpi CBS 119687, 1488 nucleotides long. Its product is annotated as Pkinase-domain-containing protein. Gene Ontology annotation, biological process: intracellular signal transduction; intracellular monoatomic cation homeostasis; protein phosphorylation. Bases 1 to 1488 code for a protein of 495 amino acids. NCBI's taxonomy places the organism in Eukaryota, Fungi, Ascomycota, Dothideomycetes, Pleosporales, Dothidotthiaceae. Gene Ontology annotation, molecular function: protein serine/threonine kinase activity; ATP binding. The record is from RefSeq and is a predicted model, not a curated record. The transcript has 2 exons.
AUGGCGGGCCCGACGACAACUAGCACGCCCCCCAGCACCGCUGCAAAACCUGACGCCUCUCCGUCGGCAGCCACGUCGAAUGCCUCGUCUCUGCACUCGCAGCCCGACACAUACUUCUCGCUCCCGCCUGGUGUUCAGCAUUCUGGUGCUAGCGGCAUGCAGGCGGCUGCGGAGGCCCUGAUGAAGCCGAAGAAGCCUACUAUGACGUCGCGUCUCAGUAGCAUGCUAGGCAUCAGAGAGCCGCAUGGGAUGAAUGGCGCUGAGAGGAAUGGCGAUAUCAGGACUGUGAACGGCCCCGCAGUAGUUGGCCGCCCACAGCCCCCGCGCCAGCCCACGCGCCAGGGUUCUAUAACAAAAAAGGACGGCGCGCCUGCUACCCCCUACAAACGCUUCUGGGCAAACGAAGACGGCAUGCACGAACAUCAUCUUAGGGUGGCGAAACGCCAGGAGAAGUUGUCUGACAUGUUCCAAAAUCUGAUGCUGGGCAAAAAGAAGGGCGACCCUGCCGAGGACCAGCCUCUGAGUCUCAUGUCCAAUUGGGUUGACGUCAUGCGCAACGAGAAGGAGAAGCUUGCGGAGCAGAAGAGCGCAGCCGCCAGCAUGCCGCAGACUCUACUCCAGAAGUACGGCAAAUGUCAAGAAGUCGUUGGACGUGGCGCUUUUGGAAUUGUGCGAGUCGCCCAUAAACAGGACCCCAAGGACGCGAAACGUGAGCAAUUGUAUGCAGUAAAAGAGUUCAAGCAGCGCCCUGGAGAAUCCGCGAAACGAUACCAAAAGCGCCUCACGUCUGAGUUCUGCAUUUCCUCCUCGAUGCAACAUCCGAAUGUCAUCACCACCCUCGAUCUACUCCAAGAUGAAAAGGGCACCUACUGUGAAGUCAUGGAGUACUGCUCGGGUGGCGACUUGUACACGUUGGUACUCGCUUCUGGCCAGCUCGAGGUUGCCGAGGCUGAUUGCUUCUUCAAGCAAUUGAUGCGUGGUGUUGAAUAUAUGCAUGAGAUGGGUGUUGCACAUCGCGACCUGAAACCCGAGAACCUGCUUUUGACGACGCAUGGCUCAAUCAAGAUUACCGAUUUUGGUAACGGAGAGUGCUUCCGUAUGGCUUGGGAGAAGGAAGCUCACAUGACUGCUGGCCUGUGUGGAUCGGCUCCCUACAUUGCUCCUGAAGAGUACGUCGACAAAGAAUUCGACCCUCGUGCCGUCGACGUAUGGGCUUGCGGCAUCAUCUAUAUGGCCAUGCGGACUGGUCGCCACCUUUGGCGGGUCGCACAGAAGGGCGAAGACGAGUUUUUCGAUCGUUACCUCGAGGAUCGAAAGCAAGAAGAGGGUUAUCGGCCCAUCGAGGUUUUGCGAAGACGUCAAUGCCGUAACGUCAUCUACUCGAUUCUUGACCCAAUCCCAGCGCGCCGUCUUACUGCCCAUCAGGUUCUCGCCUCAGAAUGGGUUGCGGAGGCUAAAGUCUGUCACGCAGGCCAUGAAGGUUUCUAA